ACAUAGUUUGACAUUAAAAUGAGUCCUGGAUGACACUUGCAGUCAUGACUCUCGGAUUUAUUCAAAGAUCUUUUAUCUACCUCCACAACAGUUUCCAGAAAUAGGUGAGUGCAGCACCUUCUGCAAAUCACACUCCUAUACCGCUAGAAUCAUCGAAAAGGAUAUGGCAAAACCUCAUGACACCACAAUCAUCAUACAAAAGCAACAAAAACUCCGAGUUUCUCCAGUCAUUAACAUUUUUAUUGGUCUUACAGCUGCAAUAACAUUCUCAAGGCGCCCUGGAAUCUCUGAUCAUCUCAUGUAAUGGCCGAGGAACAACCUGAUAAUGACCAGAAGACGAUCAUUGACCUCUCCGAGGAGAAUCUCUUUGAGUUACGUUGCCUGAUCAAAGCCUCAGGGAUAAUCCUCAGUGCAAGAUGUGAAGUGGGUCGUCGUCAGUUACUAGCCUUUACAACUCGUCGAAUAGACGUGGGGAUCUACUACCACUCAGACAUCCACAACCUUCCAGUGAUCAAGAGGAUCCCAUGGUACAGAGCCCCAAAUCGAGCAAUUUCUGCCCUCUGCUUCGAUCCUACAGGCUCGUGGCUCCUGGCAGCGAGUACAGAUGGUUCCUUGCAUAUUCUUCCAGCCCUGGCUCUGGUGGACGACACCCAGGUCGUCGAUCAUAAAUGGUCCACCAAAGAUGUCACCCCUAUAUCUGUCAUUGACCUGCAGUCCUCGUACUCUCGCCCCACAGCCCUGACCUGGUGGCAAGGUGUUACUCAAUCGAGUCACAUCGGCGUAAUUGGCACCGAAGAUGGAGAGGUCGUUUUCAUUAAUUUGGAGAACGGCCAGUGGAUUGGCUCAACACGAGUCAGGGGCUCCAUAUCUUCCCUGGAUAUCUGUCAGGACAACAGUCUCGAAAUAGUUUCCCUCCUCAUCACCAACAAAACACGACAGCAAUGGCGAUUGGUCCUGGAGCAAAGGACCAACGGAUGCAUCUUCUCCCUCCAUAAGAGCCCCUACCACUCCAGAAAUAUCGAGCACGUAGAGGAAACCAAAGCCUUCCCCACCAGGUCUCGUCUCCAGGGCUUGAAGCAACUGUCAGUAGAGAAACUAGCCUCUUUAAAGCAAAAACUCGCUGAAUCUCGAAAUAAAAAUCCCCAGACGUCAGUGUUUCGUCAGGAUAGUGGCAGCAGCAGUGGUACCGAUGACCCAGAUCUUUCCGGAAGAAAGGACACCCUAGUAGCUCCUGAAUUCCUUUCAGAAGACACUCAUCUGUCUCCUCAGUACACCAGACAAGGUCAGCACUUAUACACAGCUUACUGCGAGGCUACCAAUCGCAUCACUAUCCACGGAACUGACGUCUCUGUCGUUCCUCUUCACAUGUACAAAAUGCCAGACAUCUGCUCAGAUGUUCUCCUUACUCAAAGACUCUUUUUCACAACUGGUCCCCGAAGAAGAACCCUGUGGAUGAUCUCCUGUCCUCUCUCUGAGGUUCGAAUAGAUAACUCUGAGGAUUCUCAUUUCAACCCCGAGUCCAUAAUCUCCAGGUUUCACUUUGAUGACGGUAGGGAAGUAAUCACCCACAUCUUCAGGGCGUCAGACUACAAACUGACCACUGAUGAUCAAACUUCCAAGGACGAUAAAAAGAAGAUCUUACCCUCAAAAAUUGACGAUCUCAACGUUGAGGUACCGCCGGUAGACACAUGUAUUGUUGUCACCAACUGUGGCAUCUACAAAGUCGCCCUGAGGAGGCCUUUGCUGAGUGUGUUCAUGGAACUGGCACUAAAGAAUAAUAAGAGAGAUAUUGAGAAGGCUGCACGACUCGGACUAGUAUUCGGUAUUAAUGUUCCUCAAUUAUUUGAAUGCGCAGGGGAUAUUCAUCUUGCCAACAGCAGAUUCACGGAGGCAGCUGCACUCUAUAAAUUAUCGAGAUGCAGGCUGUUGAAGGGAGUGCUGAAAACUGCAGCGACAGGGCACACUGAGAAGCUCCUGGGCUGCCUAGGGCACUGUCUGACCCCACCAGCAGUCACUGAGCUCACCACAACGACUCGCAUUCACUUAUCUAAUCUAACAGUUUUCGCAUUCAGUGAAUUAGUUCUGCGCGCAUCUCCUAACGAUGCCACUGGCAUCUACAAAGAUUUCUUACAAUUUUUAUCGAGGAAUACGUACUACGAUGAACGCUGGGUGGUGGACGUGGUAGGCCAGACAUGUCUGUGGAAGGUCCUCCACCAUUUAGCAACACAAAGAGGUCUCUACGCCCAAGUCCUCGAUGUUCUCGUUAAGGCAGUCCAGUCCUAUCCUUUAUCAUCGGGGUCUCCUCUCAACAGCAAAUACGGACUGAUGAUCUGCAUCAGUGAGUCCAAUCUAUUGCAGUCAAUGCUGUCGACGCCUUUCUUAGCCAGAAGUCACAUGUCUUUCGUCCUCUCAAAUCUUCAAGAGUUCCAGGUGUUUGUUCUCCAGCGAUUGGUCACCUUGUACGAUCCCACGAGCCCCAUAUUUAGACCGUUGUUAGUCAAGUACAGAGCCAGGCGGAGGACAACAUCGCACAGUUCACAGUCGAGUCAAUGUGACUCUCUAGACUCCUCGGAUAUUCUCGAUGAAAGUGGCUCACUAGUGGAGGAAUUGAUCGAAACAUUUCUCUACCUAUUGCUAACACUCAUCAGUAAACGUUCCCCUGUUCUCAAGCAUAAUUCCUCUUUAGUGUCGAAAAUAAAUUAUCCUGGAAUUGAAAAGCGUCACAAUAUUGUGACGAAUGUGAAUUUCAAGAGGAGAUUGUUGUCCGCAGGCUAUGGACACGCAGCUCUCAUUAGAAAUGGAAACGUCUUCACCUGGGGAUCGAGUUCUCAUGGUUGUUUGGGUACUGUGCCAUCGAUAUCGAGAUACGGAUCACCCCAGGCUAUCACCGUCUUCAAGGCGAUGGAGAUGGAGGUCCUGAGUGUCUCGUGUGGACGAAAUCACACACUGGCAGUUACUAAUAAUGGAGUUUACGCUUGGGGAGGAAGUCAAUAUGGACAGUUGGGUCUUGGAAGAGUUCUCCAGUGUCCCAGUCCAGAGUUAAUCACUUCUCUGGCUCAGGAGGUGAUCGUGGAUGCUGUAGCAGGUCAGUACCAUUCGGUGGCACUCACAAUGGACGGAAGGGUUUUCACUUGGGGGUGGGGCGUACAUGGACAGCUUGGACAUGGCAACACAAAAGAAAAAAACGUCCCAACUCUGGUUGAAUCUCUUCUUGGAAUUGUCAUAAGAACAAUCGCAGCUGGACAUGCUCAUACUAUCGUUUUAUCCGAUGAUGGAGCUGUGUAUAUUUUCGGGUGCAAUAUUUUCGGCCAAUUGGGGACUGGUAACACCACCAAAUCCACGGUACCAAUCCGAGUUUCUCUUCUACCAGAGCCAAUUUCAGAUAUUGCCACGUCGUACUUUCACAAUUUGGCUCUUACCACCACGAAUAAACUCUACACGUGGGGGGCGAGCCCCCAGGUACUUCGUCUGCAAACACAAGCCCAGAAGAAGUCGAAGCUACUGGAAUUCCAAGCAGCUGCUAAGAAAUACGCGGAGAGUCUGGUGGAUUUUGAUCCCAGUAUCGAGUCAGGAGACGAGGAGCCGACAGACAUCUCCUCCAUCGAGAAAUUAGCCAUGAAGACGGUGAAUGAACGACGACAGAAUUGCCCAAAUGUAGCGAAAAUCGUGGUGAGCCUCAGGGACAUAAACUUGGGGCUUCUUGAAGAAACACAGACGCAUCUGAAGCCUUCCCUCGUGGACACACAACUGGUGAAUGGUAGAAUAGUUCAAAUAUCCACCGGCUGUCAUCACUCUGCUUUGUUAACGAAGGAUGGAACUGUCUACACCUGGGGGAGGAAUCUAGACGGUCAAAUUGGAAACAGAACACGAAAGGACGUCUCCAUUCCGACCCCUUUGAGCUACAACGCCGUGUCGAUUCUCGCACAGGUGCCUCCAAGGAACAACUCCAGACUUCGAGCUCAGAAUAACGAAGAGGAUGCAAACAUGAAUGAUACCAGAGGUGAUAUGAUGCACCUGGGGACUGCGACAUUGAGGGUGUGCUGUGGAUGUGAGUUCACAGUGGCUAUUCAGCCUGGCGGAGGUGUUCUAGCUUGGGGGAGCAACAGUUUGGCACAGCUGGGUCGUCCUCCAACAAAAGAGAGCGGUGGAAAUGUCGCUGAGAAACUGGUGCUCAUCAAGUCCUCUAAACGAGUAGUGAGGAUGCCCCAUGGGGCUCAUGUUGCUCAGGAUUCUCCCAGUUUAGUUCCCCACAUUCCCACUCCGAUUAUAACGUACCAGAGCUAUGAUGUGACACCUCUCGCUGGCAGAGUGAGACCUCUUAGCCUCGUUGAAAAAUCCUACGGUGAUCUCACUCUUCAUUAUGCUCUCGAGCAAUUCAAUGGUAUUUAUGACGCUGGGAAGAUCAUGGAGAAGUGCGAUGAGCUGGAGAAUUAUCAAGCGAGAUCGAAGCUAGCAUUGUUGGAGCACAAUUACUCGAUAUCACUUGCUUAUCAGUUGAAAACUCUCAAUCCUGAUAAUUAUAAGACUGCGCCGAUGUCUUCCGUUGAUGAUAUGACUGUGAAUGGAGUGGAUGGAGUGAAUGGAAAGUCUGAUGAGAAGGUGAGAGAGAAUACAGAGCUCUUCGUCAAACAAGUGGAGAAAAAUAUCGUGGAUUCUAUGGAGGAGCAUGAGACUAGGAAGAGGGUUAAGAUGUCGACGAGCAAAUCGUUGGAUUGUAUUCAAUUGAUCGAGCAGGAAUUGCAUACAUUCGACUGUCAGGGGGGCUCUGAGGAGUUGUGCGAGGACGCCAGGAGUGAGGACAAUGUAUCAUUGGAUCUGACUGAGGGUGCACUCGACAACGAUGUUGAGGAGAUUAAUCAGUCGAAGAACAGAAAUGACGAUUUUAAUGGGGGAUUGAUCUCAGUUGAGCCCUCGAAAUCCUCUGAUCUCAUGACUGCAGACGCACUGAAGAUUAUUAGAUUCUACGUUAAUGAAAUCGAUGAGACUGCGCACAAAAUAAUGCGACAAGUGCUGCAAACGACCUUUGAUUUUUGGAUAAAGAAUAAAUUGGAUAUGGAAGUCCUCGAGGGAUUAUUUUUAGAGAAUUCAAACAAGUUGUUCUAUCCCCUGGGAUUGCUGCUGUUUUGUAAUCAUGACGUUGAGGCAUCGAGUCCCAAAAUCAUGGAUCAUGUGUCAGCUAAAUUUAGUCUACAGGUCUGCACGUUGAUACUUCGUCAUAUCGACGAGGGAAAACCCAGUCUCGAGUACAUCGAGCUAUUUUCCAUGCUCAUGGACAGGAGCUAUGAUCCUCCUAUCACUGGGUAUUUGAGCUCCAGGGAGAGUAAGACCCCUGGGGAGAUGAUGGAGGACAUCAUCAGCACAAUAUCUUCCAAAUCCAGUGAUCCCAGACCUUUCAUUCAUAUUAAGGAUCCAGAGGCUGUUUCGCAAUUUCUAGAGUCGGAUGAGGACACCAUUGUCUUCACAUGUGGUCAUCAUUUCUCAAUGUCUAUUUAUCAAUCUGAGGUACUACCGAAUAUGGAGGCUGAAUUACUUGUUGCACAGCCACUACCACUACCUUGCACAGCGCAGGUAUUAGGUAAUAUGCUUAGUCGUGUUUGUAAAAUAGAUAUAUUGUGCCCUCGGUGCGUCCCACGGGCGAUACAAACAGCCGCCAAAACUGUCAUGGAGAGAUAAUUAUUCUUAUGUGAUUCAUCGGGAGAGAUAUUGAAUGACCAUUUUUUUGUCGAUGCGUAAUGAUGCGUAAUGAUGCGUAAUGGAAAUAUUUUUCUGUUUUCGUGCAAUGAAUUCUUGAGUUGGCUGAUUUCAAUGUCUAUUGAUUUAAAUUUGUGAUCUUUUGGAGGAAUUUUGAUGAUUAUUUUUUUCUAUCUUUCAUUAGUCUGCGCACUUUUAUGGUAAUGUUUAUUCUUUAAUUUAGCACGGGAGAGGAGUUUUUACAGUCAUUCUAAAAUUUUGUUAGACGUUUACAUGAAUAUGGUGAACUACUUAGACGUAAUGGAACUAAUAAUACCACGGAAUUGUUAUUAUUGAAAUUUGUUAGAUAUGUGCAAUGAAUUAAUUAACGAGUUA
Molecule: messenger RNA, 6066 nt
Organism: Fopius arisanus
Lineage: Eukaryota; Metazoa; Arthropoda; Insecta; Hymenoptera; Braconidae
Gene: ca
Product: claret
Exons: 2
Coding region: 304-5673 (1789 amino acids)
Molecular function (GO): protein binding
Source: RefSeq, a predicted model, not a curated record